Messenger RNA from Pyricularia oryzae 70-15, 222 nucleotides. RefSeq lists its product as uncharacterized. The coding region runs from base 1 to 222 and encodes 73 amino acids. Lineage: Eukaryota; Fungi; Ascomycota; Sordariomycetes; Magnaporthales; Pyriculariaceae. The transcript is spliced from 2 exons. The record is from RefSeq and is a predicted model, not a curated record.
AUGAUUGCGCAUAACCAAGUCACCAAGCGACUGCGGCUCACUCGGUGUCGGUUCAGGGCGUCAAGAAUGCUUCCGCGCAGGGAGAUGAGCCCGACAAUACCUCGUGACGCUGGCGGCAAGGGUCGACGGCCAGAGGCUGGUCUCUGCAACACAGAAGCGAAGUAUCUAGACAUCAUGAGGCCUUCAGAGAUUUACCCCAGAAGCCCCCAUGAUACCAGGUAG